Hemicordylus capensis (graceful crag lizard) is the source of this 6709-nucleotide messenger RNA. Its product is annotated as major histocompatibility complex class I-related gene protein-like. Lineage: Eukaryota; Metazoa; Chordata; Lepidosauria; Squamata; Cordylidae. The record is from RefSeq and is a predicted model, not a curated record. The coding region runs from base 3213 to 4262 and encodes 349 amino acids. The transcript has 8 exons. Gene Ontology annotation, biological process: immune response. Gene Ontology annotation, cellular component: external side of plasma membrane.
GCCGCUUCCAUUGCCAGUCAAAUACAGUUGGGUGUGCGAGGGAAGGGGUUGCAUUUUCUCUUCUAAGGUGAAGGAAGGAGUGACUGGGGGAAACUCAAAACAGGUAUAGGGGUCUUUCUUGUCUUCUUCUUGUAGGAAGUAAUGAUGUGGCAAGAUCCAGGGACGGAUUAUGACAUGCUGAGACCCCCUAAGCUAUGUCAAGCAAAAGCUUAGAAGGCCCCAUAGCAUUACAAAAUGGGUCAGAAGCAGCCCCGCCCCAGCGUGUCUUUCACAUUCACUCCCCUUGCCGCGCUGCUCACGAUUACAGCAGAGUUCGCCUGAAUCGGUUGAAUGCUGCCUGUAACCAUGAUGGUGGGUGUGUUAGUCUAAACUGGGCCCUUGUCUAAUAAAGUGUCGAUGUAACUUACAUAAUAUACAGAUUUAUAAACUCAAAAUGAAAAUAAUAGUAAAGCCAAAAAAGUAUAUCAGAAUGAUAAUGUCUGUACUAGGGUUUCCCCACCUUUCAUGUUUAUUUCUCAGCCUGUUAUGUAAAACUUGAAAUUUAGUUAUUGUGUGGUAUUCAGAGGCCCCUCAAAAUGUGAAGCCUUCCGCUGUGACUUACUUAGCUUGUGCUUAAAACUGGCACAUAUUAGACCCCCCCCACACACACACAAAAAGGCCCUGUAAACUGGCCAUAGAGAAAACCAUCAGCUAAAACCAAUUAUACAGUCCAAUAGGAACCUCCACAGUGCUUUCACAACCAAGCCCUGAAUCUUCUUCUUAUGAAACUUAGCCUCUAAACUUGGAACCUCAAUAUUCAGUCCUCGCAGCUCACUAUAAAACACACACACACACACACACACACACACACACACACACACACCCUCCUUCUCUAGACUAAAAGCCAAACCACCCUAAAGAAGGUGAUUGACUGUUUCUCACACUCUGAGCUGGGACUGGCAGAGAAGGCAAGAAAGGCACAGGGCGCGCAGCACACAUAGGGACGCAACAAAUGAUAGUUUUAAUUUAAUAGUACAUUCCUGUACACCACAAUUGGAGUACUGCGUACAAUUCUGGUCACCACAUCUUAAAAAGGACAUUAUAGAACUGGAAAAGGUGCAGAAGAGGGCAACCAAGAUGAUCAGAGGCCUAGAGCACCUUUCUUAUGAGGCAAGACUUCAACACCUGGGGCUUUUUAGUUUAGAAAAAAGACGACUGCGGGGAGACAUGAUAGAGGUCUAUAAAAUCAUGCACGGUGUGGAGAAAGUGGAGAGAGAGAAAUUCUUUUCCCUCUCACACAACACUAGAACCAGGGGUCACUCCAUGAAAUUGGUUGCCAGGAGGUCUAGGACCAGCAAAUGGAAGUACUUUUUCACACAACGCGUGAUCCACUUGUGGAACUCUCUACCACAGGACGUGGUGACAGCCAACAACCUGGAUGGCUUUAAGAGGGGUUUGGAUAACUUAAUGGAGGAGAGGUCCAUCAAUGGCUACUUGUCGGUGGGCCACCUCCAGUCUCCAAGGCAAGAUGGCUCUGAGAACCAGUUGCAGGGGAGUAGCAGCAAGAGAGAGGCCAGGCCCUCAACUCCUGCCUGUGGCUUCCAGCAGCAUCUGGUGGGCCACUGUGCGAAACAGGAUGCUGGACUAGGAUGUGCCUUGGGCCUGAUCCAGCAGAGCUGUUCUUAUGUUCUUAUGUUCUUCCUCCAUGGCACAUAUUUUGUGAUGCUUCAAGUCACAUCACUUGAAUUAAGUCUCAGAGCCUUAUGGUGCACCACACUGCACGGAUGUUUGGCAGUUUGCAGUGUUGGGGAGGGGAGUUACCCAAACCUUUGCAAAAGACAGACAGACAUAGCUACAGAGCAAAAGAAGAACUCUGCCCUCCUUUCAACAGUAAUUCACUGAUCCUACAGCCUGAAAUGUAUGCAUGAGCUGCCUGCUUCUCUUGAAACAUAAAAUGCUGUUUAUGGCAGGAAGGGAUAGCAAGGCCCUGCUGUUUUUAUGGUAGGCGUGUCUUCUGAACCUGACAACCCCUAGUUCCUGUGCCAUUUCCUGACUUCCCCCCAACUUUUGCCUGAGAUUCUUCACCCACCUUCAAAUCUUAGUGACAGUUUGAGUGGAGAAUCUCGGCCGGAAGUCAGGAAUCGGCACAGGAACUGGUUUUGAGAGGUAAAAUGUGCACCACCAUUCCAUUGGGAAUGGAAUUUUUCAAACUUUGCCUAUAGCACACAAAUACCUUGUCAGCUCUGUUUCCACAACAAAACACACACUAGUCAGAAUAAAAUCUACCUAGAAGCAGGGCCGUCCCUGUGGGGUUGGGGCAACUCAGCAUGUGCAGGGCCCCCUUAACAUUUCAUAUGAUAACAAAAUCAUACUGAAUGAUGACAUACUGUGUAAAUGGUGUGAGUGAGGUUUUGGGACAUGUCCAACCAGCUUGGACAUAAAGUGCAUUUGUAAGGGGGAAAAUUAAAAGCACAACACAUGUCCCUUGCUUCAUAUUUCUCACUCAGAUAUUCUGGACUGCAAACCAACUUGAGCAUAUUGCAUUUAUUAAAUAAAUAAAUAAAUAAAUGAAGAUAUAGCCCCAUUUUCACUAGGGUGCUUUCUAGCUUAGCUGUUCAACAGUGGCAAAAUGCUUCUGUCCAGGCAAAUUGCAUUCAGAACAUACAUAGCAAAGCGCCCAGAAGGAGGAGCAGUCUUGUGAAAACUUAACAGCGCCCAGAAGGAGGAGCAGUCUUGUGAAAACUUAACAACGCCCAGAAGGAGGAGCAGUCUUGUGAAAACUUAACAACGCCCAGAAGGAGGAGCAGUCUUGUGAAAACUUAACAACGCCCAGAAGGAGGAGCAGUCUUGUGAAAACUUAACAACCCCCCAAAACAACUUUUUUACACCGGAUAUACAAUGUUAUAACACUACAUCACAGCAAUUAAAUUCGAAAUGAGGCAUUGGAAAUAUGAAUGGCACCCUGCGGGUGUGUACUGAGCUCUGGUAGGCAGCCAGCACUGGCCACUCUUCCUCCAGUCCAGGCUGGAGAACUUCAGGCAGGGUCAGGGACUGGGCCCUGGGGAGAGCUUCAGAGCAGCCUGCACUUGCAGAGAGGCCUCCGGAAGCCCCGCACACUCACUGAACAGCUGAGAGCCUGGAGGAGGCUGAAGUCUUCUUCUGGUUUUUCCCAUAGGUGGUUCCAAUCUGGGACUGCAGUGAAUGUGAAAGAAGUCUUCUGAAAUCUAGCAGAGAUGGGACUGGUCUGGUGGUGCCUCUUGCUUCUGGGUAGAGCUCUCCUCUUGUUUCAGGCAGACUGUGAUGGCUCUAUCACACACUCCUUGCUCUUCAUUUACACAUCAGCCUUGGAGCCUGGCCAGGAGCAGCCCAAAUUAUUCAGUGUGGCGAAUCUGGAUGGCUAUCUUGCUAGUUUCUAUGAUAGCAACACAAGAAGGAUUGUGCCUCGAGCCUCCUGGAUGAAGAACUUAGAAGAGGACAGUCCUCAGUACUGGGACUCGCUCACCCAGCGGGCCCUGAUUGGUGAGCGACGGUUCAAAGGGGACCUGAUGAACCUGCAGAAGUACUACAACCAGAGUGGAGGGCAUCACAUUCUGCAGAGCGUGAUCGGCUGUGAGCUGCCUGAGGAUGGGAGGAGCGUGGGGUAUUACCAGUAUGGCUACAAUGGAAGAGACUUCAUCAGCUUUGACAAGGAGACCCUCACCUGGACAGCAGCCGAUACCCAAGCACAAAUGGCCCAGAGGAAGUUGAACACUGACUUGGCCCGUUCCCAGAUCAUUAAGUUCCACCUGGAGAAUCAAUGUGUUGAGGAGCUGCAAAAGUUCUUGGAGUACGGGAAGGAAGCUCUGUCAAAGAACGAGCCCCCAGUAGUGAAGGUGAGACGCAAGGCAGGCUAUGAUGGCUGGGAGACCCUGAUCUGCCGGGUCUAUGGCUUCUACCCCAAGGAGAUUGAUGCCACCUGGAGGAAGGACGGGGAAGUCUGGGAGCAGGACACGUUUCGUGGGUUUGUCAGCCCCAACUCGGAUGGGACAUACCACACCUGGCUGAGCAUCCAGAUUGACCCCAAGGAGAGGGACCACUUCCGGUGCCACGUGGAACAUGACGGCCUGCCGGAGCCUCUGGACUUGGCCUGGGAAGAGCCUGCCACAGGACGGUCCCAUGUGGGAGUCAUUCUUGGAGUCACCUUGGGGACUUUGGCUGUUCUGAUUGCAGUUGGGACAAUCUUCUAUUUCAAAAUACCUCAAGGUGGCUACAUAACCAGCACCAGGACGCAAACAGAUGCCUGACAGCUUCUCCAGGGCAAGUGUGGAGGAAACGCAUGUCCAACUCAAAAAAUUCUAAGGGCAUAUUUCUAAGGUCAAAUUCUAAGGACAGAAACCCGUAAUUUGAAUUCUUUAUUGGCAUUUAGGAGAGCCCUAAAGACCUACCUGUUUGGCCUGGCCUUCUAGGGUUUUUUAAUUGUUUUAAAGAGUUUUUAAUGUAUCGGGUUUUAAUAAGGUUUUGAAUUGUUAUAUAUAUAUUUUUAGCUGUUUUAUUGUAUUUUAAAAUCUUUGUUCCCGAUCAUUGAUUGAUUUUAACUGUUUUGUGAUAUUUGUGAACCACUCUGAGCUAUUCUGUAAUGGCAGUCUAGAAAUUGAAUGAAUGAAUGAAUAAAUAAAUAAAUAAUAUUGGACUCCAGUAAGACCCAGAAUGUUGGCUAACUUGAUGCACAGCCUAACAGAGCCUUAAGGCUCCACACGGGGCUGCAGCAAAGCCACAAGAUAAUCCCUGAUGCUUUUAGAACUUGGCGACUGCAGCAUUACCACCCUUAUCCCCGUUUGUGACUAUGGGGACAAAUAUAGUAACGCUGCUCCUACAGCCGCUGGCUUCAUUACAGCUCCACAUUGAGCCUCAGGGCUCUCUUAGACUGCACAUCAUGUUAAUCAUUGGGAAUAAACAGUUCAGAUUUGUGCUGGCGAUAUGGUGACACAUACUUGGUCCAUUUUUAUAUGGCAUUGUAGGGUGAUUCAGCCUUUUUGGAGUGAAGUAUCUAUCCCUGAGUCACCUUAAGUGGCGCAGUGGGGAAAUGCUUGACUAACAAGCAGAAGGUUGCCAGUUCGAAUCCCCCGCUGGUACUCUAAUCGGGCAGCAGCAAUAUAGGAAGAUGCUGAGACAUUAUCUCAUACUGCGUGGGAAGAGGCAGUGGUAAAUUCUUCCUGUAUUCUACCAAAGAAAACACAGGGCUCUGUGGGUGCCAGGAGUUGAAAUCAACUUGAUGGCACACUUUACCUUUACCAACCCUAGGAAUUUUCCUUCUGUUGGACCUCAGAGUAUCAGAGACUUUAUUCAUCCUUGGUCUCUUCUUCCUCCAUCUGAGUUCUAAGAGGAUCAAAGCCAAUGGGUCACCAGGUCUUUAUUAAUAGCCAAAAGAUGUGUUCUCCAGUCUUGGAAAACCAUCCAGAUGAGUGAUAUGAUCACUUUGACUUUCACAUUUAUGCAGCUAGUAUCUUGGUGCAACUAGUAUCCUGUCAUGACUUCUACACUCCUGUACCACUGCAUGGUACAGUGGAGAGGAGAGCUGGUCUUGUGGUAGCAAGCAUGACUUGUCCCCUUAGCUAAGCAGGGUCUACCCUGGUUGCAUAUGAAAGGGAGACUACAAGUGUGAGCACUGUAAGAUAUUCCCCUCAGGGGAUAGGGCCACUCUGGGAAGAGCAUCGAGGUUCCAAGUUCCCUCCCUGGCAGCAUCUGCAAGAUAGGGCUGAGAGAGACUCCUGCCUGCAACCUUGGAGAAGCUGCUGCCAGUCUGUGAAGACAAUACUGAGCUAGAUGGACCAAUGGUCUGACUCAGUAUAUGACAGCUUCCUAUGUUCUAUAUGUUAUAUGAGCCUUUGUAACUUUAGCACAGAGAAUUGUACAUGGGGGUUGGGGGGCAGGAUCUCAGGGGCCCUCUUGCUGUACUAAAACUUCAAUAAAGCAUUGAUUUUUUACAAGGGGCAUCCUGCCAUGGCAUAGAUAAGCUGUAAUUGUCCCUGGGCCUCUGAAGGAGGGAGGCCCAUUGGAAGGGUGACGGCUUGUUCUUCACGCUUUACUACUGAUGCUGGAUGAAUCCUAUGAGGUGAUUGUAGUCGCUGUCUGGGUUUAAUAAAAAGCUCCUGAGCUAGGGAAAUAGGUGCACACAAGUGUGCGUGUGAAAGUGUCUGCGUGUGUGUGAGGCUGAGCUCCAUCCGGAGGGCCAGGCAGACUGAUUGAAGGAACAAGCAGCUAAGCCCAGAGCUUGGAAGGCAGGACCCCGCUGAGCCCAAAUGCUGCAACCAGCUACAGGUAUGAGAAGCGUCUUAGGAGGAAUCCACCUGGAGAGAAAGAGAGCAAAUGAAGAAAGGGUGUAGCUGGAGAAGGAAGAGAGGGAGGAAGGAGAGGAAGGUAGGAGAAAAGAGAGGGAAGCAGACAAGCAGAGACUUCUCCCUCGGCAGGAAUACAUUCAGAGAGGCUUGCACUGCAACCAGGAAACCUGCCAAGGAGACAUAUGUAGGGCCUUUUGGCAGUCGUGUUGAGAACCUGGGUGAAACUUGGACCAGAGGAAGGGUGUGACUUUGCAACCUCUCUGCCCAAAGAGUCUGGAGCAGCACUUCCCUGGAUCUUCUUCAAAAGAUGGGAUCCAGAUUCUAUGAAAAACAGGGUGUCUUUAAAGACUGUGAAAUGGAGGAAUUGACUCAUGAGUGGUAAAACCUCUGAUUAAUAAAGAGCUUUAACUUAC